Messenger RNA from Talpa occidentalis (Iberian mole), 771 nucleotides. RefSeq names its product apolipoprotein L3-like. Bases 1 to 771 code for a protein of 256 amino acids. The transcript has a single exon. NCBI's taxonomy places the organism in Eukaryota, Metazoa, Chordata, Mammalia, Eulipotyphla, Talpidae. Gene Ontology annotation, biological process: lipid transport; lipoprotein metabolic process. The record is from RefSeq and is a predicted model, not a curated record. Gene Ontology annotation, molecular function: lipid binding. Gene Ontology annotation, cellular component: extracellular region; membrane.
AUGCACCAAAAAGAGCUGGAGUGCAGGGAGAUGUUUUUGAAAGUGUUUCCUCAGUUGAAGGUGCAGCUUGAGGAGCUCAUAGCUCAGCUCCACCAGCUUGCAGACAAGGCAGACCAGGUACACAAAGACUGUACCAUCGCCAACGUGGUGGCCGACUCCACUGGCGUUGUGUCUGGUGCCAUGACCAUACUUGGCUUAAUUCUUGUACCCUUCACGGCAGGGGGUAGCAUGCUACUGACUGGGGCUGGGCUCGGGCUGGGAGCAUUAUCUGCUGGCACCAGUGUGACCUCCAAUAUCGUGGAAAAUGAAAACAUGUCGUCUCUAGAAGCUGAAGCAAAUAAGCUGGAAGCAAGAGGUUUCAACAUACAGACACUAAUCAAAGAAGUCAUGGAAGCUUUACGUGAGAGCGCCAGUGAAGUUGGCCUGGCAAAAACAAGUAUUGGCGUGGUCUACCAUGUUGCCAGGCAUGUCCGUGCCAUCAGGGUGUUGCACAAUAACCUUAGUGCAGCAGCCCGAGUCUCGGUCCGGAAUAGCAGGCUGCUGGAUCUUGUUCUUGGACCCACCGGGAAGUUGAUGGGCAAAGGAGCCCGGGCCGUAGGUGGCCUCUUCACAGCCGUCUUCCUCGUGCAGGAUGCGGUCAACCUUGCGCAAGAGUCAAAGGACUUGCAACAAGGGGCAAAGUCAGAGUUGGGUAAGGAGCUGAGGCAGAAGGCCCAGGAGCUGGAGAAGAUGUUGCGGGAGCUCAACGACAUCUACCAGAAUCUGCAGUGA